UCUGCGCAACGACGGGCAGGGACCAGCUGCGCCAACUGCAAGACGACCACAACGACGCUCUGGCGACGGAACCAGAACGGAGAGCCAGUGUGCAACGCCUGCGGACUCUACUACAAACUACACAAUGUGCCUCGGCCGCUGUCCAUGAAGAAGGAGGGCAUCCAGACGCGGAACCGGAAGCUCAGCUCCAAGUCGAAGAAGAAGAAGGGCAUGCUGGGCUUCCCCGACAUGCUGAAGCCUCUGGACAAGGGCGGCUUCGGCGGCUUCGGCACGGGCGGCUCCGGCUUCGGCUCCAUGUCCCACUACAUGUACGGCGGCCAGAUGCACGGCUCGUCCAUGGCGGGCGGCUUCAUGUCGGCGCCGCCCAUGCACGGGAUGUCCGCCAUGUCGGGCGUGGGGCUCGGCCUUUCGUCCACCUCCCAGAUCCAGAUCCCUUCCGCGUCCAGCUUAGGUCUGUCGUCGUCUAACAGUAUAGUGGGCGCGAUGGCCUAGGGACACGCCUCCGCCGACGGCCGCAGCAGUUUGCUAGCCAGUCUCAGCCGCGAGGGCGCCGCAUCCUUCACCUCC
Messenger RNA from Penaeus vannamei (Pacific white shrimp), 567 nucleotides. The record is from RefSeq and is a predicted model, not a curated record. Lineage: Eukaryota; Metazoa; Arthropoda; Malacostraca; Decapoda; Penaeidae.